Aethalodelphis obliquidens (Pacific white-sided dolphin) is the source of this 2373-nucleotide messenger RNA. It is a transcript of the gene CTH, whose product is annotated as cystathionine gamma-lyase. Gene Ontology annotation, biological process: transsulfuration. The coding region runs from base 526 to 1752 and encodes 408 amino acids. Gene Ontology annotation, molecular function: cystathionine gamma-lyase activity; pyridoxal phosphate binding. NCBI's taxonomy places the organism in Eukaryota, Metazoa, Chordata, Mammalia, Artiodactyla, Delphinidae. The record is from RefSeq and is a predicted model, not a curated record. The transcript is spliced from 13 exons. Gene Ontology annotation, cellular component: cytoplasm.
CACACAGACGCCUGGGUGGCUCACAGGAGCCAGCAAUGAAGCUUCCCUUGGGCCGGGACUCAGGAAUUUCACCAGCAGGGACCAACCAAGGGGCCCAGGGACCCCGGCUUCACUCCAAGUCCUGUGCCAGACGGUUGGCGGCGACGCUCCGGGCGACGCCUCCGCUGCCGGCCAAUGAGGAGCAGGGACCGCGUAGGGGCCUGCGCUCAUUGGGUCGCGGUGGUUCCGCCCCGAGGUGAAGCAAAGCUCCCGGCCCGCUAAUAGAGUCUCAGCUACAGUCCGGCUUUUGUGCGCUCGCCGCUGGUCACCCUGCUGGGCAUACCUUUACCUCUCUUUCGCCUAAUUCUUCGGUGUCUUUUUCAAGCCCCGACUCACCAGUUUCACAGUUUUAUCUUCCUUGCCCUUUAACUCUCACCUUCCUUCGCAGAUCAGCAUGCAGGAAAAAGACGCCUCCCCACACGGUUUCCUGCCUAGGUUCCAACAUUUCGCUACGCAGGCCAUCCACGUGGGCCAGGAACCAGAGCAAUGGACUUCCCACGCUGUAGUGCCUCCCAUCUCACUGUCCACCACGUUCAAGCAAGGGGCUCCUGGCCGGCACUUGCUGCAGGUCACAUCAAGGAGGUGAUGGUGGCCAGUAAUGAGGAUAUCCUGGAGCCCUAUAAAAUGUCUACUCAGUUUGUCAAAAACAAGGAGACAAAAAAGGGUUUUGAGUACAGCCGUUCUGGAAAUCCCACCAGGAAUUGCUUGGAAAAAGCAGUGGCAGCACUGGAUGGGGCUAAGUACAGUUUGGCCUUUGCUUCAGGUUUAGCAGCCACUGUGACUGUUACCCAUCUCUUAAAAGCAGGAGACCAAAUUAUUUGUAUGGAUGAUGUGUAUGGAGGUACAAACAGGUACUUCAGGCAGGUGGCAACUGAAUUUGGAUUAAAGAUUUCUUUUGUUGAUUGUUCAAAAACCAAAUUGUUAGAGGCAGCUAUUACUCCAGAAACCAAGCUUGUUUGGAUUGAAACUCCCACAAACCCUAUCUUGAAGAUGAUUGACAUUGAAGCCUGUGCACAUACUGUCCAUAAACAUGGAGACAUUAUUUUGGUCGUGGAUAACACUUUUAUGUCGGCAUAUUUCCAGCGGCCUUUGGCUCUGGGAGCUGAUAUUUGUAUGUAUUCAGCAACAAAAUAUAUGAAUGGCCACAGUGAUGUUGUGAUGGGCUUAGUGUCACUUAAUUCUGAGAGGCUUCAUGAUAGGCUCCGAUUCUUGCAAAAUUCUCUUGGAGCAGUUCCAUCUCCUAUUGACUGUUACCUCUGCAAUCGAGGUCUGAAGACUCUACAAAUCCGCAUGGAGAAGCAUUUCGAAAAUGGAAUGGCAGUUGCUCAGUUUUUGGAGUCUAAUCCUUGGGUAGAAAAGGUUAUUUAUCCCGGACUGCCCUCUCAUCCUCAGCAUGAGCUGGCAAAGCGUCAGUGCACAGGUUGCCCAGGGAUGAUCACCUUUUAUAUCAAGGGCUCCCUUCAACAUGCUGAGACUUUCCUCAAGAACCUAAAGCUAUUUACACUGGCUGAGAGCUUAGGAGGAUAUGAAAGUCUUGCUGAGCUUCCGGCAAUCAUGACCCAUGCUUCGGUGCCUAAGAGCGACAGAGAAGUCCUUGGAAUUAGUGACACACUGAUUCGACUCUCUGUGGGCUUAGAGGAUAAACAAGACCUACUGGAUGAUCUAGAUCAAGCCUUGAAGACAGCACACUCUCCAAAUGCAAGUCACAACUAGCAUUCCAGAACUGCUAUUAGAGGUUGCUUCCUGCAAAAAGAUCAAAACUUCUGAAUAAUUGAAUGGACCAUUAAUGAGCCUUUGCAGAGUUUUCAAGUGAAAAUUUUAAGGGACUUUAUUACCUUUCACAACUGUAAUCUUCCUGGUAUCAUUCCUGUUAAAAAGUUUCCUCUUUCCCGUAUUGUAAUUGACAAGUCAAUUCUGUUAAGAUCUUUUUGUUAAUUUGGAUAUACAUUUGCCUCUGAAGGAGGUGAGAUUUGUGCUGCUAUUGGGGAUUGUGUUCUUUUUUUCAAGCUUAAGAUUUAUAUUGAUCAUGUUUACAAUAUAAUGGCAUUUCAUUUUUCAUGUUUUCUGAGGAAUUUAAAUUAUUAAAUGAAUGUUCUUAAAUCAAGGGUGAUUUUGUAUAUUGUUGAAAAUAGCACUCAAAGCAAUGGUUUACACUUAAUUACCAUAAGCCAAAAAUCAAAUAUCUGUAAAAGUCUGUGAAAUUUUACUGAUUUAAGGUUGUACUUACUAUUUUUUUAAAAAAUAAAUCUAAUUAUCAAAUGUAUCCCAUUGUGAUAUUUCUGUACUAUGUGACAUUAAAUUGUAUUCCUGGGCCCUUUUAAUUCCCAACUCUUA